Electrophorus electricus (electric eel) is the source of this 2909-nucleotide messenger RNA. RefSeq names its product LON peptidase N-terminal domain and ring finger 1 (gene lonrf1). The record is from RefSeq and is a predicted model, not a curated record. Gene Ontology annotation, molecular function: ubiquitin protein ligase activity; protein binding. NCBI's taxonomy places the organism in Eukaryota, Metazoa, Chordata, Actinopteri, Gymnotiformes, Gymnotidae.
GCGCCUGAAUCAGUUGUUCACCAUUUCUCCUGAUACAUGAUGUAGGAAUAUGUCGAACUACAUUCUUAAGGCUUUUAACGCGAGUCUCGUCAGUAUUGUAGGUUUGCUUUAUAGCUGUUUAAGUAUGUUGGAGAUGGUCUUGUCUACACCAUUCCCAGUAUCGCUGUUACAAAACUUACAAGCGAGGUUUUGUAAUCGAGAUUUCUGUCCAAUGGGAGCGCGGCGUUUGCCGGUCACGUGACGAUAUUUUUAUGUAACACGCUGGCACGCGCAACCGUAUCCGCCGAGUUGUGCUCUCGCUGGAACUGUCGGGGUUUUCGUAGCUGCUAUGGUUGGUCUCGCCUCUACGUAACGUCCCGCAGGAGGAGGCAGCAAGACAUGUCGGUGCAGAAGCCCGGCCAGAGCUCCCCUCUGGAGGAGCGCGCGGGCUUUUUCAUAUCGGCCGAGCGCGAGGGCGCGUGCGGCGCGGAGGACGGCGUGGGGCACCGGAGACUUGUGCUGCUCAGAGCGGACGUGCUGGCAUCCGACAGCCGUCUGAAGGAAGCCAUCGGCAUGUUUACGGCGGCCCUGCGGGACGAGCGCGUCCGCCCGGAGCAGCUGAGCACUCUGGUCGGCUCCAUCCUGCGGAACUUCCAGAAGCAGGCGGAGGAGCGAGCCCCUCUGGGGAGGGAAAGUUGUGCGCGCGGGUCCGAGCCCAGCGAAUUUGACUGCCCCGCGUGCCGCAGGUUUCUGGGGGAACCCGUUACCGUCGCGUGCGGGCAUUCGUAUUGCAGAGGCUGCUUGCAACAAGGGCUGCUCUCCAAAUGCAAAGUGUGCGACGAGGAGCUGGAGACGAAGCCCGCAGACUUCCGACUCAAUGUGCUUUUAACUGGACUUGUAGAAAAGUGGUUCCCAGAGGACAUCAAACAGACGAAAACGGUAGCGGAGGCCGAGGGCCUGCUGAGCAGCAGACGGUUCCGCCAAGCUGUGUCACUGGCGAGUGAACUGUUAGAAUCCGACUCUAGUAAUGUGAGGCUGCGGAUGUGUCGAGCAGAGGCAUAUCAUGGCCUGCAGUGCUACGAUCGAGCCCUGGACGACUGGACGGCAUGUCUGAGUGUUGCUCCGUCUCUCCAGGGGUAUUUCUGCAAAGCCAAGGUUCUCCAGGAGAUGGGGAGACUGGAUGAAUCCCUGCAGCUCUUCCUUCAGUGCCUUGCCGUGGAUGAGAGUUUCCAACAGGCCAAGCAAGAAGUGGAAGGGAUUCUCCAUGGCUUGCUGUCCCCAACCUGUGGGAGUAUAGCGGGCGCUGGGAGAGACUCCACCCAGAAGCCGUCCACACAGCUACUCCCUGAGACCCAGCAGGUGCUCGGCCAGACCUCCUGUGUGCAGAAGCUCAGCAGGCCAGAGAGUCUGGAGAGGUCUGGUCUGAACCGAGCCCACUCCUUACGGGUUUACGGUCUGGGUGGGGCUGAGAAGGAGGGGCUUAAGCGGGUCUGCUCCGCCCCUCAGCUGGGUGACCAGGAGAAGGGCACACUGCUAAAGAGGAAGCUGUCUGGCACAGAGGCGUGGCCUGGCCUGCCCAGCUGCCAUGGCAACAAGCACAAGAGACAAGGAGAGACUGCCACUGUAGCCCCGAUGGUCACCGAGGAGACCAAAGUCCAUCGAACAGUGCCUAGACACCUGCUGGACCCCACUGACUUUGAGUGUUCGUUGUGCAUGAGACUGUUCUAUGCGCCAGUGACGACGCCGUGUGGACACACGUUCUGUAAGAGUUGCCUACAGCGAUGCCUGGAUCACAGUCCUCAAUGUCCCCUCUGUAAAGAGAGCCUCAAAGUGUACCUCGCCCGAAGGACAUACUCCUCCACCAGGCUGUUGGAGAAUAUUAUUAGACAGUACCUGCCUCAGGAGUACUCGGGGAGGCACAGACUCUACACUGAGGAAACUAAAGAACUCUCUGAUCUGCAGAGGAGCGUUCCGAUCUUCGUGUGCACGAUGGCGUACCCCACUGUGCCGUGCCCUCUGCACGUGUUUGAGCCCCGUUAUCGCCUCAUGGUCCGCCGCUGCAUGGAGACGGGUACACGCCAGUUUGGCAUGUGUAUCCAUGAUGCCCGCAAAGGCUUUGCGGACUAUGGCUGCAUGCUCCAUAUCCGGAGCGUGCACUACCUGCCAGAUGGACGCUCCGUGGUGGACACAAUCGGAGGGAAGAGGUUCCACGUUCUGUCCCGGAGCAUGAGGGACGGAUACUGCACUGCACAUGUGGAGUAUCUGCAGGACCAGAGAGUGGUAGAUGAGGGAGAGUUGGCUCGCCUGCAGGAGCUCUAUGAUCAAGUCUACAGCCAGGCCCGUGUGUGGUUCCACACUUUGGAGAACCGCUUCCGGAACCAGAUCCUACAGCACUUUGGUCCAAUGCCUGAGAGAGAAGACGACAUCCAGGCACCCCCUAAUGGUCCAGCCUGCUGCUGGUGGCUGUUAGCUGUUCUGCCGGUGGAUCCACGCUAUCAGCUUUCUCUCCUCUCCAUGACGACGCUGAAGGAGAGACUCGUCAAGAUCCAACACAUCCUCACCUACCUGCAGAACACGCACAGUCCAUAGAGUUCUCACACACACAGUCCUCUCUUGUCUCAGAACCACCCCAGCCCAGGUUUAAUAUUGAUGUUAGUUAGCUGUUACUACGUUGGUGGUCAGAUAGCAUGUGUUAGCUCUGAUCUGCACGAAUGCAGAAUGACCUGUUUGCUAGUUCUGUGACUUUAUAUAUAUAUAUAUAUAUUUACACGUGUGCGUGCGUGUGUGUUCUGAGGGAGCCAUCCCAUGUCUUCGUCCUGUCAAAAAGUGACAGGACUUUAACGAUUCGUACAACAGCUUUCUGUACAUGUGAGGAUUUAACUGUCUGUGUAAGACAUCCCCAGUGUGCUGGAAUUCCCUCUGUCUAUGUA